Populus trichocarpa (black cottonwood) is the source of this 3361-nucleotide messenger RNA. RefSeq lists its product as uncharacterized. The record is from RefSeq and is a predicted model, not a curated record. Bases 321 to 1328 code for a protein of 335 amino acids. The transcript has 5 exons. Lineage: Eukaryota; Viridiplantae; Streptophyta; Magnoliopsida; Malpighiales; Salicaceae.
UUGCGUUUUUCUUUUGUUUUUUAUCCACUGGGCGUGGAAACCUGUAAUUUGGUAACAAAGUGGGCCACUCUGAGUUAGAGGAUGGAGAAAAUCUAGUUCAGAUUUGAGGUUAGUUAAACCUAUACACAAACACAGAAAAGCCUGUCUGCCUCCUAAACCUCAACUCUAAAACCCUCUUUGCCCCUUCUCUCUCUCUCUCUCUCUCUCUCUCUCUCUCUCUCUCUCUCCAUUCUAAGAGAUUAAACAAACCAGACUACAUCUUCUGUUACAGACACCCAGAAACUGCUUAUGCUCCUCAACAAAGCCCAUUUGGGGUCUCUAUGCUGCCGAGUCCUCUUCGCAAACUUGCCCGUGAAGAAUUUGUAUCUUGUUUCCUCAUCAAUUUCCGACUUUCAUAUUACAACAGCAAAUAUAAUUGUGAUAUAGGUCCUUUUAAAGUUGAUAUUAGCAACAGAAGAAACUACUCAAGCCAGGUUUUAUUGGAUCCAUUAGGUGAAGAGCAACCUGUAAAUUCUCAAAUCUACAAUCAUUCCUGUACAAGAGAUUCAAGUAGUCCUUAUAUAUCGAUUCUUCAAUCCAGUAGUCUUCAGCACAGGUUCAAAAAAUGGCAAGAUCAAAGAAAGCAUAAACUGACGGCAAGCACUUUCAGUGGGGCUAUUGGUUUUUGGCGUGGUAGGCGAGUCCAGCUCUGGUUAGAGAAACUUGGUGCAAAAGAACCAUUUUCUGGUAACAUGGCUACCUGUUGGAGCAAUGCCAAAGAAGAGGAAGCACUUGAAAGAUAUAAGUUGAUUACAGGAAAUACAAUUUUGUUUCCCAGAUUUCAGGUCUAUGGUAAGAACAACUUAAAAGAUGAUUGGCUUGCAGCUUCACCUGAUGGGAUAAUUGACAAGUAUUAUGGGUUGAAUUCCAGAGGAGUGUUAGAAAUAAAGUGUCCAUUUUUUAAUGGAGAUAUGAAAAGGGCUUCACCUUGGAAGCGGAUCCCCCUUUAUUGUAUUCCACAAGCUCAAGGUUUAAUGGAAAUACUGGACAAGGAUUGGAUGGAUUUCUAUGUUUGGACUCCUAAUGGAAGCAGUCUAUUCAGGUUAUACCGAGAUGAGGCAUACUGGGAUGCUUUGAAAAUAGCACUUUCUGAUUUCUGGUUUAACCAUGUCCUACCAGCGAAGGAGUUGUGCAGUAAAAAUGUGAUAACAGAUCCCCUGAAGGAAUUAGGAUCAUUGAAGCCUGCGCCUAGGCAUGAAUUGUAUAGAUAUAUAGUUUAUGAAAGCAAACAUGCUGUUGAUAGCUCUCACUUACUGAUGCGUGAAAUUAAUGGGCACCUUCAAAAUUGAUGCAAUAGGACUUGAUGAGCCUAGGCAUUUCGCUACAGUUUGACUAGUGAACUUGUGUGUAUUGCAUCUUCUCCACUCCAGAAUCUUCUUCUUCUUCUUUUUCCCUAUUAAAUAGAAGAACUACGAAAUUUGGCCAGAAAGCUAGGAACAAGGUUAAGUAGUUUGAGUGGAGCCAGAUUAGAGAAACUUGGGUUGUUAACAGCAGCAGCUUGUCAACUGUGGUAUGAAGAUUUGGUGGCGUGUCUUCUCUGGACAGACACUCAAACAGAGGCACACAUUGAGAGAUGGGAGUUACCAGAUGGCUACGUUUAUACUGCAAAGGAAGUUUUAUAGCAUGGCUGGAAGGUUGCUAAACUUUUCUUGAUGAUCAAAUGGCUCAGAGAAUCAUCGGUGCUGAAGGAACCCUUUGUUUCGCCAACAGAUAAGUCAUCCUUGAUGAUUUAUAUUCCUUCCCUGCUCAACCGCCUCUCAUUGCCAUUUGAAAGCUUCAAAAGAUUUGUUGAAUGCUCCUGUUCGGAUGUCAUUUCAUAAUCCUCAUGAAAGCCUGAUAUAUAUGUGUGAUAUCUUAGUGCAUUAAUGGAAGUGUACUUGUAUCAGUGUCAGUUUCUUGCUACCUUGAAACCACAUGAUUUACUAAAAUAACAGACAAAACCAUUGGAUUAUGAAGGGAUUUAAUAUGCAUUUGCUUAAACAUGGUAACCAAUCAAACAAUGAGGCUUGGAUAAUCUGAUGCAAGUGUCAUCCUUGAUCUCUACCAAAAUGAAUUUAUGCAAGACAGAGAGUCUCCAUUUCUUGUGUCAUAAUUUGCUGCAUCUAGUAUGACAUAGGGUAGCCAUUUGGUUAGAAAUUUGAUACAUGACAGUGAUAGGAUAAAAUGGGAUCAUGAUUUUUGGUGUUAGGGCUUCAAAAUACAUAGUUGUAAAUCCCCCACCCCUCAUCUGAUCGAUAAAUCCUUACUAGGUUUUAGAUUUAUUAGAUAAGCAAUUGAAUAAGAAAACCUGACUAAUCCAAUCAGAUUUUACAUCCAGCAGCUGACUUAAUUAAAACAACUAGUCACCAUACAUUACAUUACAAUAGACUAUGAUGUGCUUGCAAAUAUCACAACAAUGAAAUACGAGAUAUAAAUGAAGAGAAGACGAACAUGCAGAGAAAUUGUGAAGACUGAGAUCAAGAAAAAAGUAAUAUUUGCCCCAAGUUUACAACAAGACUCGACCCAAAAACAAGACCUGCAGGUUAGCUUUGCUUCAGCGGCAGCCUCUGUAUAUGUUUAUCUGACACAAAUUUUGGCGGAAGACAUGGAAGCUCCAUAGACUGAUCAGAUCAACAAGGGGGUUGAAAAAUCCUGGACCAUGGGACCAUAUCCCAGUGCUGGGAACACAUGGGGGUCCUGAAAAUGCAAAAUGUGGAGUGGUAAUACUCGAGGGGUGGAGAGAUCAUGAAACCAAGAACAGAGGAAGAAGAAGAGGGUGGUGAUAGGUGCCAUGGUUUUGAGCUUGCUACACAGGAAGCUUGGUAUUGGAGCUUGCUGGUCUUUUUAUAAUCUUGAUUCGUUGCUUUGUUUUUGGAUUUCAAACAGGCAUAAAGGAAGUCGUAACGGCCAUUGAGUCUGAUAAUCCAAAAGUAUAUGCAUGAAAAAGAAAUGACAAGUGUGCAUCAAUUGCCUUGUCUCGUGUUGGGAGAAACCAUGAUCUUCUAUGCAUGUCAAGGCUUUUCCAAAGUAUUGCAGCCAAAGAAAGGGUGGGACAGUGGGUGAUUUGGACCCAAGUGACAUUAUGUCACGAAAAGAAAGAGAAACAGGCAUGCAAUAAAGAAGCAAGCACUUGCUUUCACUCUGUUGUCAAAUAGCUCAAGAAAAUUUGACUUAGAAGCAACCCCUUUUAUGAAAGCCUAGAUUCAUCAUGCAUGUUGUACAAUUGUCUAAGAAGUUGAGCUUUAUUGCUUUGAAAUGGCUAUCUUAGAAAGGAUUCAUGUGUGGCAAGGAGCACUAACUCAACCAUAAUCAAACUGGGGGAGUUUAGAGACUUUGGAAUUAA